ACAGAAAGCAAAGCAAUGUUGUUGACGAAAACUAUUCCGGGAAUGAGAGAGACAAGCUUGGAUUUGUUCGAUCCAAGGUCAUCGAUGGAUUCCGAUUAUUUAACCAACAACAGCAGAGAUGCCGAUUUCGGAUUCGCUUUCAACGACAGCAACUUUUCCGAUAGGGUUCUACAGAUCGAGAUUAUUGCCGAUUCUCCUGAGAUUAGGCCCGAUGGCGAGGGUUGUAGCAGCCUAGCUGAUUGGGCCAGGCACCGGAAGCGGAGGAGAGAAGUUCUCAACAAAGAAAUUGCUUUGGAUGAUGCUGGAUGUCAUGAGGAAGAGAUUUUGAGUACUGAUCAACCUGAUAUGCAUGAUGUAGUGAAAUGUGAAAACGAGGAGGAAGCUGUUGCUAUGGUGGAAGAAUCGGCUUCAGGGGAUGAAGCUGUGAAUAGCAACGAGUCAAACUGUAGCAUGGAUGGUGGUCCUUCAAUUCUGAGAGUAGAAACUUUACAUAUAAGUUCUCCAAUUUUAGCUGCAAAAAGUCCAUUUUUUUAUAAGCUCUUCUCCAAUGGGAUGAGAGAGUCGGAGCAGCGAAGUGUUACUGUUAGGAUCCAUGUUUCUGAGGAAACUGCUCUAAUGGAGCUCCUAAAUUUCAUGUACAGCAAUACCUUAACUACGACCACUGCACCUUCUUUGCUUGAUGUUCUAAUGGCAGCUGACAAGUUUGAGGUUGCUUCAUGUAUGAGGUAUUGCAGCAGGUUGUUGCGGAAUUUGCCAAUGACUCCUGAGUCUGCUUUGCUUUAUCUUGACCUCCCAUCUAGUGUUCUAAUGGCCGAAGCUGUUCAGCCUUUGACAGAUGCUGCCAAACAAUUUCUUGCUGCACGUUACAAAGAUGUGACCAAGUACCAAGAAGAGGUUCUAAAUCUACCUCUAGCCGGAAUCGAGGCAAUUCUCUCGAGCGACGAUCUCCAAGUAGCCUCCGAAGACGCCGUCUACGACUUUGUACUAAAAUGGUCUCGAGGCCAAUACCCAAAGCUAGACGACCGGCGAGAAAUACUAGCUUCUCACCUCGCCCGUUGCAUCCGUUUUCCCCACAUGACAUGCCGCAAGCUAAAAAAAGUCCUAACAUGCAACGAUUUCGAUCACGAGCUUGCCUCGAAACUCGUUCUCGAAGCCCUAUUCUUCAAAGCCGAGACCCCUCAUCGCCAACGAACCCUAGCAUCCGAAGAAUCCGCCGCGACAAGCCACCGCUUCGUCGAACGAGCCUACAAGUACCGACCCGUGAAAGUUGUCGAAUUCGAACUGCCACGUCAGCAAUGCGUGGUCUACCUCGAUCUUAAACAUGAGGAGUGCUUGAACCUAUUCCCAUCUGGUCGUGUUUAUUCGCAGGCUUUUCAUUUGGGGGGGCAAGGGUUUUUUCUAUCGGCUCAUUGUAAUAUGGACCAGCAAAGUUCGUUCCACUGCUUCGGUUUGUUCCUUGGAAUGCAGGAGAAAGGUUCGGUUACAUUUGCGGUUGACUAUGAAUUUGCUGCGAGGUCUAAACCGACGGAGGAGUAUAUGAGUAAGUAUAAGGGCAAUUAUACGUUUACUGGAGGGAAAGCGGUUGGGUAUAGGAAUUUGUUCGCGAUGCCGUGGACUUCAUUUAUGGCAGAGGAUAGUCUUUAUUUUAUUGACGGUAUUCUUCACCUUAGGGCGGAGCUCACUAUAAAACGCUGAAUUGAUUGAAUGACUAACAUUAGUUAUGAAAGAAAGAAAGACUUGUGUACUAACUAACUCCCAUGUUGAAUUUUGUACUAAAAGUUUUUAUUUUAUUGUUGGGGGAGAAAUGAUGCUAUUGAAUUCCUCUCCAAGGGUGUUUUUGGUGUUCUUUGUAUAUAUGUAUUUUUAAUAUUUAAAUGAAUGGGUACAAAAACUU
Molecule: messenger RNA, 1894 nt
Organism: Impatiens glandulifera
Lineage: Eukaryota; Viridiplantae; Streptophyta; Magnoliopsida; Ericales; Balsaminaceae
Product: BTB/POZ domain-containing protein POB1-like
Exons: 7
Coding region: 16-1695 (559 amino acids)
Biological process (GO): response to red light
Cellular component (GO): nucleus
Molecular function (GO): protein binding
Source: RefSeq, a predicted model, not a curated record